GACAGGUCGCGCAUCGUCAAGCUCUCCGAGAAGCCCAAGGCGUACCUCUACCGCGGAUUCCUGAGGCAGGCGGAGUGCGACUACAUCAAGGAGCGCGCCAAGCCCAAGCUCGAGAAGUCCACAGUCGUGGACAACAAGACGGGGCAGUCGGUGCCGAGCAACAUCCGAACGUCCGACGGCAUGUUCUUCGACAGGCACGAGGACGACAUCAUCGAGGAUAUCGAGCGGCGCAUAGCGGAGUGGACCAACGUGCCCUGGGAGAACGGCGAGGGCAUACAGGUGCUGAGGUACGAGGUUGGCCAAAAGUACGAGCCGCACCUCGACGCGUUCAGCGAUAAGUUCAACACCGAGGAGAGCAAAGGCGGACAGAGGAUGGCGACCGUGCUGAUGUACCUCAGCGACGUAGAGGAGGGUGGUGAGACUGUGUUCCCGCGGAGCGUGGACAAGCCGCACAAGGGGGACCCGAAAUGGAGCGAAUGCGCACAGCGCGGGGUGGCGGUCAAGGCGAGAAAAGGAGACGCGCUGCUGUUCUGGUCGCUCGACAUCGACAGCAACGUAGACGAGCUGAGCCUUCACGGCGGGUGCCCGGUGAUCAAGGGGACGAAGUGGAGCGCGACGAAGUGGAUGCACCUCAAGUCCUUCGACACCGCGAACUCUUUUAAGUUCCCGGAGGGGGUGUGCGACGACGUGAACGAGCAGUGCGAGGGAUGGGCGAGCACGGGCGAAUGCGAGAAAAAUCCAAAGUACAUGAUUGGGAACGGAAAGACUGACGGGUACUGCGUGAGGGCGUGCGGGAAGUGU
Molecule: messenger RNA, 801 nt
Organism: Micromonas commoda
Lineage: Eukaryota; Viridiplantae; Chlorophyta; Mamiellophyceae; Mamiellales; Mamiellaceae
Exons: 1
Biological process (GO): peptidyl-proline hydroxylation to 4-hydroxy-L-proline
Cellular component (GO): endoplasmic reticulum
Molecular function (GO): procollagen-proline 4-dioxygenase activity; L-ascorbic acid binding; iron ion binding
Source: RefSeq, a predicted model, not a curated record